Molecule: messenger RNA, 1535 nt
Organism: Cajanus cajan (pigeon pea)
Lineage: Eukaryota; Viridiplantae; Streptophyta; Magnoliopsida; Fabales; Fabaceae
Biological process (GO): regulation of transcription by RNA polymerase II
Cellular component (GO): nucleus
Molecular function (GO): protein dimerization activity; DNA-binding transcription factor activity, RNA polymerase II-specific; RNA polymerase II cis-regulatory region sequence-specific DNA binding
Source: RefSeq, a predicted model, not a curated record
GAGAACCGGUAUAUAUAAUAACCUUGCUGUCUAGCACCAUAACCUUCUUUCAGGGCCUUUUUUCGAAGCUCUAUGCACUUGCUUUGGGAAUUCCCCUUAUAACUAGAGUGAUCUUUUGAGUGAGCAUAGUGAACUCCAAAAGACCUAAAAAGGGAAGAGAGCAACAAGGAGGAAAAGGGCUUGCAACUUGUGCAUGGUAUCAAGUAUAUCAACAUAUAUAUCGCAUCUUAUUACAUUGUAAAAAGUGAAAGGUGUAUCAAGCUUGAUAGGGUAGCUAGCUAAUUAGCUUGAUUACUUUUGUUUAGGGAUCUUCAAGUUUUAAGAUAACUAUGGAUUUUGCCAGUUUUCAUCUUCAGCAUCAGCUCCAAGAAGAAUCUGCUCAGUGUUUAAUAACUUCAUCAACCCCACCACAUGAUUCUAAACCUUCCACUGAUAUCACUAGUCAAUCAUGGAUCCCAAGCAACAUGUUCAAUGGUUGUAACAGUGGAUUUCCAACCGAAAACUUUACAAAUUCAAGAGAGCUACAACACAAGCACGCCACAACUGAUUCAUCACUAAGAAUUUCAACAAGGCAAGCCUUUAGUUUUCACCAUGGAAAAAGCCUCACUCAACAGCCAGAUAGUGAUCUCGUUCCAGCAAGAAUCAAAGGUGAAAUGAUCAACACUAUGGAGGAAUCAUCACUAGUCCCUAUUCAUGAACCACGAUAUUCUCCUAGUUUCUUAUCUAGUCUUCGUGUAACCGGUGAAGAGUUUUUUCUUGCGGAGAAUAAUGCAUAUCAUGAUGACAAGCCUAUAGAUGGAGGGACCCUAAGCAAGAGAUACAAUAACUUUGGCGAUGUUUCCUUGAAUUGGAAUUUACCAACCCUAGAUAUGACCUCUUCCUUAGUUUCAUGUUCUUUGGGAUUAAAUCCUAAAAUGUUAGAUCUGCAUACAAGUAAUCAUGCUCUUCAACCUUGCUAUAAUACUUUUGGUCUUAACGAGAGCAUGUCUUUGAGCUAUGGUGACAUGCAUGGCCGCGAAAAUAGUUCAUCAAACAGCUCAAAUAAAAUUUCAUCAUUUACAAGAGAAGUUGCAAUGACGAAAAGGCCCGGCAAUUGUUCUCUACCAAAAGAAUCUGAAGCAAAAGCUAAGAAGUCAAGGCCAUCUUGUCCGCCCCUAAAGCAGGUCAGAAAGGAAAAAUUGGGGGAUAGAAUUCAAACUCUCCAGAGAUUGGUGGCACCUUUCGGGAAGACCAGCACAGCCUCUGUCUUGAGUGAAGCCAUUGGUUACAUCCACUUCCUUCAUCAACAAGUCCAGACUUUGAGCAUUCCUUACAUGAAAUCCGUGCAAACCAAGCCCUCUAGAAUGGUGCAGCUGGAUUCAAAUAGCAGAGAAUUAAAGCCAGACCUUAGAAGCAGAGGCUUGUGUCUUGUUCCCCUUUCUUACGCAUCAUUUGUUCAUCGCUGUGUUUAGCCAUUUUCAUAUAUAGUUGUUAUAUUAGAUACCUGAGAUAACCCAAAAAGUUGAAUCAAAAAGUUCUAUGGUGUGCUUGUUUUA